This is a messenger RNA of Hordeum vulgare subsp. vulgare (domesticated barley), 1347 nucleotides long. Its product is annotated as NAD(P)H-quinone oxidoreductase subunit S, chloroplastic-like. The transcript has 3 exons. Bases 7 to 477 code for a protein of 156 amino acids. Gene Ontology annotation, biological process: photosynthetic electron transport chain. NCBI's taxonomy places the organism in Eukaryota, Viridiplantae, Streptophyta, Magnoliopsida, Poales, Poaceae. The record is from RefSeq and is a predicted model, not a curated record.
CCUCCAAUGGCGCCCGCCCCCACCACCCCCUCCUUCCUUCGGCCCCCGCCGCUGCAUCCCCACCGCAUCCGCCUGCCCGCCCCUCCUUCCUCCGCGUCCUUCCGCCUCUCCGAAAUCCUCGGUGGCCGCGGCCUCUGCAACGGCGAGGUCGGCAUCCGCAAGGAGCUCCUUUCGCCCACCCCGCCCUCACAUCCUCCGUCGACGCCCUCGGGAGACUCCUCGUCAGGAAGCGCCGAGUCGGACCCGCCGGCGGUGGACCCGGACGCAUUCGAGAAGGAGAUGAUGGGCCUCACGGGCGGCUUCCCCGGCGACGAGGUCGGGCUCAAGGACUUCGUCGCCAAGAACCCGCCUCCUCCCAAGAGAGCCCAGACGGACGGGAAAGCGUCCUCCGCCGUGGUUUCGGCGGGGCGUCCUAGGCCGCCGGAGCUGCCGUUGUUCCUCCCGACUCCAUUACUUGCGCACCUGCUGCUAUCCUGAUCCCGAUUGGAAGCCCUCGAGCUGGCACAAGAGAUUUUUCUGAAUUGAAGUACUCGGCCAUGUUUGGGGCCAAAUAGCAAUAUCCAAUCUACUACAUGGUGUAUCAAUCUAAGGAUGUGCUUCAAGGAGGUCCGGGGGUACUCCAUGCAGCCCCUGAAACCCCAAUUGAACUGGAUGUUCAUGGAGUCGAUAUGGUCUAAUCGGCUAAACAUUGCUGCCAACAGGCAUGUGUGCUGUCAGGAAACUGUGGGGGCAGUGGCCAGUGGGUCACCAUGUCCAUGGUCAUUACCUAGCUCGUGGUCCACGAACGCUGCUGGUCAUUGUUGUUGACCUCCAGCAUAGUCAUGUUCAUGUUACAGGAGAAGAAGGUUAAAUUCUGCAAGAGAGACUGGACAUGUGCAAACUACUUGGUGAGUGCGGGUCGAUUGGGAGUUUGGGACUCAUGGGACUUCCAUCGUGGAUCAAAUGAGACACUCAUGUGUGGAGCUGGAAGAGGUGGUGUCGCCGAAGGCAGUGCCAGCUAACGCAUGGAUGGCCAACGAAACCGAUCACCACGACCAGCAUGUAUGCAUCAUAUUAUCAAGCAUUAAGAUGUCAAGGCAUAACUUGCUGGCAGAACCAUUACCAAGCAUGUUGACCAUUUAAACGCAUAUGUUAUCGAACGUGGGAUGAUAUAUGUAGUUUUAUAGCAAUACACAUGCGCUUUGGGAUGUAUAUUUUGCAGCAAUACACAUGCGCUUUGGAAUUAAAUGGCUGGGUGAUUGAAGAGAGGAAAAAAAAUGUAUGCCCUCAAGUAAAAUGAUUAUCUAAAGAAAUGUCUUUUUAUAUUCCAUUGUUGUCCCGUUGCAUCGCACGGGCAUCUUACUAGUA